Molecule: messenger RNA, 731 nt
Organism: Dermatophagoides farinae (American house dust mite)
Lineage: Eukaryota; Metazoa; Arthropoda; Arachnida; Sarcoptiformes; Pyroglyphidae
Product: SUMO-conjugating enzyme UBC9-B
Source: RefSeq, a predicted model, not a curated record
UGUUUGUUCAUUCAUGUGGAUUUUGUUUUUUUUUUUUAUUUGAUUGAUUCUAAUUUGAAAUUUUCGAUAAUGGAUCAAUUAGCAAUGACAAGAUUGUCUGAAGAACGAAAAUCAUGGCGCAAGGAUCAUCCAUACGGUUUUGAAGCUAAACCUGUUAAAAAUCCCGAUGGAAGUCUUAAUCUAAUGAUAUGGAAUUGUUCGAUACCAGGAAAACCGGAUACACCAUGGGAAAAUGGAAAAUUUAAAUUGAAAAUUAAAUUCAAUACUGGUUAUCCAUUGAAACCACCCGUUUGUCAAUUUGAUCCACCAAUAUUUCAUCCAAACAUUUGGUUGGAUGGUCAAGUUUGUCUUUCCAUAUUGAAUCCAGAAAAUGGUUGGCGUCCAUCAACAACCAUACGUGAAAUUCUGAUUGGCAUACAAGAUUUAUUAAACGAACCGAAUAUCUAUGAUCCAGCUAAUUUAUUAGCAUAUGAAGUAUAUGUUAAAAACAAACAAAAUUAUAUCGAACAGAUUAUUGAACAAGCGAAAAAAUUUAUAGCCACCGAUUGAUUGAUUGAUUGAUUGUGAUUCAUUUGUUUUUUUCUUCGAAAAAAAAAUUUGUAUUACCCAUAUUAUUACAUGUAAAAAUGAAAAUAUGAUGCAAUGUAAAUAAAAUUCACAUAUCACAAUUGUGAUCCAUUACAAUUUUUUUGAUGAUCAAAUUGUCGUGGCAAUUGAGAUAUAAACACAUA